AAAUGACAUUAUUUGAUAACUGACAAUGACAUCUACAGUUACCGAGCUCUAUAAAUGCACUUAGUUACGUAAAAUAUUUAUAAUUUUUCGUGCAAGUAUUUUAAGUUUUACAGUCAAUUCUUCAGCUGAUGUACUAAUUUUGUGAAAAUGCAAGCUAUCAAGGCUUUGGGAGCUGCAGCUCCUUCAACUGUUCUUUCGGUAGUAAAGAAAGGAGCGUUUGCACCAAUAGUAGACCAAAUACGCCGUACUCAUUUGCCGGCACCAGAUCCAAAAGAAAAACGACCGUAUUCUCCUUUCCAAGACACUAGUAAUAUGGCAGAAUAUGCUGUAGCUCGCCUGGAUGAUUUGUUGAACUGGGGCAGAAAGGGUUCAAUGUGGCCCAUGACAUUUGGCUUAGCUUGCUGUGCUGUUGAGAUGAUGCACAUAGCUGCUCCUCGCUAUGAUAUGGACAGAUAUGGUGUUGUAUUUAGAGCUUCACCAAGACAAUCAGAUGUUAUGAUUGUAGCUGGAACCUUAACUAAUAAAAUGGCACCUGCAUUAAGGAAAGUUUAUGACCAGAUGCCAGACCCUAGAUGGGUUAUUUCUAUGGGCAGUUGUGCAAAUGGUGGUGGUUACUAUCACUAUUCUUAUUCUGUUGUAAGAGGUUGUGACCGUAUUGUGCCUGUUGACAUAUAUGUCCCAGGAUGCCCACCCACCGCAGAAGCUUUAAUGUAUGGAGUCCUUCAACUACAGAAGAAAGUUAAGAGAAUGAAAACAGUUCAAAUUUGGUACCGAAACUAAAGGAAAACGAACAUAGGAAUAUUAUAAACAACAUAUAAAUGAUAUUGUUAUUUAUUCUCAUUACUACAGUAACAUAAUCAUGUAGUUGAAAAUUUAAAUCCUUUUGUGAUAUUAUUUUUUUUAUUACAUAGCACCCUAUAAUUUUCAGUGUUAUUUAAAAUUAAAAAUAGAGUUAAUAACACAUCAACUUAGUAUAUUUAUUGUGUUCCCUGUUACUUUUGGAUUUGUAUAAAAAUACCCAAUGAAAGAUUAUAAGCUAAAUUUCGAAGUUCACUUAGGUAUGGCAUUGUUAAUUUUAUCUUCAAUUUUAAUUAUUAAAGAUCGCAAAGACCAAAACGGUUCAAAGUUUCAUUGUUGAACCAAUCUUGGCGCUAAAUAUGCCACAGACAGCUCGAGACACUUUCCACAGCAAACACAUACAUUCUACAUUUUCAAAAUUGGCUUGGCAGAUUGCUAUAAUUUUUGGGUGUAAAGAAAAGGAUACUUUCUAUUGUGGUCUGAUUAAAACCGCUUUAUGUAUUAUAUGGAUAACCUUUUUGUCUCACACUUUAUCUCAAAAACAAUAAGUGAAUACAUCCUUU
This is a messenger RNA of Pararge aegeria (speckled wood butterfly), 1361 nucleotides long. Its product is annotated as NADH-quinone oxidoreductase subunit B 2-like. Gene Ontology annotation, biological process: aerobic respiration; electron transport coupled proton transport; mitochondrial respiratory chain complex I assembly. The transcript has 4 exons. Gene Ontology annotation, molecular function: 4 iron, 4 sulfur cluster binding; NADH dehydrogenase (ubiquinone) activity; quinone binding. The record is from RefSeq and is a predicted model, not a curated record. Lineage: Eukaryota; Metazoa; Arthropoda; Insecta; Lepidoptera; Nymphalidae. Bases 148 to 780 code for a protein of 210 amino acids.